This is a messenger RNA of Exophiala mesophila, 887 nucleotides long. RefSeq lists its product as uncharacterized. Gene Ontology annotation, biological process: translational termination. The transcript has a single exon. The record is from RefSeq and is a predicted model, not a curated record. The coding region runs from base 130 to 846 and encodes 238 amino acids. Gene Ontology annotation, molecular function: translation release factor activity. Gene Ontology annotation, cellular component: mitochondrion. NCBI's taxonomy places the organism in Eukaryota, Fungi, Ascomycota, Eurotiomycetes, Chaetothyriales, Herpotrichiellaceae.
ACAACAUCGUCAGUUGAGAUGCAGACGCUUUUCUCCACGGCGAUACAUCCGUCCCUGACUGCAUGUCGAUGCUUUGACAUUCGCCGAAGGCAAUGAACAUCUUGAAUAGUUAACGCGUGAAGCGUGAAGAUGCACCAUCAUCAGUCCAUGUUGCCAUAUUCUAGAGGGAUCCAGUUGAGCGGCCUCUUAAGAUGUGUCCCUCGACGACAACAAUUUCUUGUUGAUACUGAACUCCGCCGAGCGUCCUACGAAACAGCACUAAUUCCAUCCCCUGUUAUAUGUUGUACCAACAAAACCUUUAGUCGUCUUACCUGCUCUCGGCCCUUCAGUUCCCAUGCAAUCCAUCAGAAAAAGUCGACCCUUCCACCAAAGCCGACCCUCCCUGAUGAGACGCUCACACAUGUCUACCUUAAAGGAUCUGGCCCUGGUGGUCAAAAGAUCAACAAGACAAACUCGGCGGUGCAGAUGACACACGGGCCUACAGGAAUUGUAGUCAAGUCGCAGGCAACCAGAAGUCGGUCUCAGAACUACAAGAUUGCAAGGCGGAUCUUAGCAGAGAAAGUCGACCAGGCCGAGAACGGACCAGAGAGUCGAGUUGAGAUGAAGAGGCUGAGAGAUAGUAAGAAGAAGAGAAGUGCAGAGAAGAAGAGGCGGAGGAAGUAUAGAGCAUUAGAGGAGGCUAAGGAGGCUCUUCCAGAUGGCACAUCAAACGAGCCGUUGGAAGAUAUAGAAGGAGAGCUCGAGCAUGAUGUCGAAGACCAAGGACAGGGUGAACCGACCCUUGAGUCCGAUACACCUGGGAAGGGUAGACCCGAGGACCCAAUUUUAGAGGAUAAGAAGACUUGAGACUCAGAAUGUCAAGAACAACUGCUGGAUGUAUUCACAAA